Molecule: messenger RNA, 977 nt
Organism: Durusdinium trenchii
Lineage: Eukaryota; Dinophyceae; Suessiales; Symbiodiniaceae
Source: the annotation of a GenBank genome assembly
GUGCAGACGUGUUUUUUCCUUCGAGUCGCUGCAAGGUUGUAAGAAAAUGGUCCCUAGGCCCUAGAUGUUUUUAUCGGGACACACUGCAAUGUUUGUCACAGUGAAGCACACAAGAAACCUGAACACUUGCGAUGUGCAGGGCCUGGAAAGCAUGGAAAGUGAUCCUGUUGAUGCCUGUGCCACUCGCUGCCUUACUUUUCAGCUCGGGCUCAAUCAACUUGUGCGGUUUUCCACCAACCCAACAGCCAUUAUAUACGUGUUUCCCGCCAUGGCUAUGACCUAUGAGAGUCUCAAUUUUGACACAGCGGAAGCAGUCCAGAAGCGAAACGAAAAAGUAACUGCUUUCUUGGAGCGUCAUGGUUUUGCGGGUGUGAACAGUUUGCGAGAUACCAGUGACGUUCACCGGUUUGUCCGGGUUCAACAGCUGUAUCCUUUGGAUGUAGCAGAAGAGCUGGGUGACCGGCCGAUGCUCAGCUUUUUGAGGCUGUCAGGUGCCAAGAAACGCUCAGAGCGCACAUUUGGCUCAUUUGGUGGUCUUCUGGGAAGUCUUUUGUCAUUCCGAAGGAGGUCUUCCACUGCCUCUGCUAAAGCUACGGAUGACUCAAGCGAUGGAUCCAGCACAGAGGACAUGCCAAGACGAAGUUGCCUCGUCAAGAAGCAGAUUGGCGACGAUAUCAUGUCUGUGUGGGUUUGAUAUGUUCGCAACAGCCCAAACACGCAGGCUUUCGGGAAGAGCAUUCUCACCAUGGGAAGGCUUCCGAGAGAUUGUCUGUGUGAAUUUGUGUGUUCUCUUUGGACAUUUUCUUCAGUUUUGUGCACCUGUCCCAAGACAGACCGGCUUUCCGCCAAAGCUGAUUUGCAUGUUUUUGCUCCUUCCCGCGUGGUGUGGUGCCAAGACUCUUGUGCAGAUGUGACUUUACCUUGGCCUGGCUGAGGAUUUUCACCCUUUUCCCUGCGCUUGAGGAAUGGGAAAAUGA